Molecule: messenger RNA, 1537 nt
Organism: Oncorhynchus nerka (sockeye salmon)
Lineage: Eukaryota; Metazoa; Chordata; Actinopteri; Salmoniformes; Salmonidae
Product: green-sensitive opsin-3-like
Exons: 5
Coding region: 81-1118 (345 amino acids)
Biological process (GO): phototransduction; G protein-coupled receptor signaling pathway; cellular response to light stimulus
Cellular component (GO): photoreceptor outer segment; plasma membrane
Molecular function (GO): G protein-coupled photoreceptor activity
Source: RefSeq, a predicted model, not a curated record
GAGCUGCUGCAUCCAAAGAGACAGGGUUGACCAAAUUACUCAACUUUUUCUUCACCUUACCACCUGUCCAUUUACUCAAAAUGAAUGGCACUGAGGGCAACAACUUCUACAUCCCCAUGUCCAACAGGACUGGGCUUGUAAGGAGUCCUUUUCUAUACCAACAGUACUACUUGGCGCCUCCAUGGCAAUUCUAUCUGCUUGCUGUCUACAUGUUCUUCCUGAUCUGUUUUGGAUUCCCCAUCAACGGUCUGACCCUGUACAUCACAGCCACAAACAAGAAGCUCCAGCAACCUCUAAACUUCAUUCUGGUCAAUUUGGCUGCAGCUGGAAUGAUCAUGGUCCUCUUUGGAUUCACUAUCACCAUUACAUCUGCUGUCAAUGGUUACUUCAUCUGGGGACCAUUGGGCUGUGCCAUUGAGGGAUUCAUGGCUACACUUGGAGGUCAGGUGGCUCUGUGGUCUCUGGUGGUGCUGGCAAUUGAGAGAUACAUUGUGGUCUGCAAGCCCAUGGGCAGCUUCAAAUUCAGUGUUGCCCAUGCUGGUGCUGGUGUUGGAUUCACCUGGGUGAUGGCUGCCACCUGCGCUGUUCCCCCACUGGUUGGCUGGUCCAGAUACAUCCCUGAGGGCAUGCAGUGUUCAUGUGGACCUGACUACUAUACUCUGAGUCCAGGCUACAACAAUGACUCAUAUGUCAUAUACAUGUUUGUCUGCCACUUCAUGGUUCCAGUCUUCAUCAUUGCCUUCACUUAUGGAAGCCUUGUCCUCACAGUCAAGGCGGCGGCAGCUUCCCAGCAGGACUCAGCAUCCACCCAGAAAGCUGAGAAGGAAGUGACACGUAUGUGCCUCCUGAUGGUUAUGGGUUUUCUGAUUGCCUGGACCCCCUAUGCCUCUGUUGCUGCUUGGAUCUUCUUCAACAAAGGAGCUGCGUUCACUGCCCAGUUCAUGGCUGUCCCAGCCUUCUUCUCAAAGAGCUCAGCCAUCUUCAACCCAGUCAUCUAUGUUCUGAUGAACAAACAGUUCCGUAACUGCAUGCUGGCUGCUGUAGGCAUAGCAGCCCCUGAGGAUGAGACUUCUGUGUCAACAAGCAAGACAGAAGUGUCUUCUGUGGGCCCUGCAUAGAGACUUCCCUCACGCUGCACUUCCUGCCCUCUGAUUUCUACCCUUGUCAGAUGCUCUACAUGGACUGCUUUUGAAGACACACUUCUUUCACCAAAUGGACAUUAAACUGUACUGACCUGUAAUGAUUGGGCUCUGUUGUUCUCUCUACGCUCACAGACUGUGCCACUUAAUGUAGUUGAGAAUUGACUUGACAUACAUGUUAUACUCGUCCAAAAGAAACAGCUGAUUUGCCUCUUAUAGGUGGUAACAAAUGGAUGAGCCUCAGGCUUUCAGAACAGCUCUAAUGUUUGUCUUGAUGGAUCAUGAAAUUGUAUUUUUAUUUCAUGGCGAGGCCAGCAAUUAUUUUGUUGUCAUCAUUUCCUGUGUAUACAGUAUUUUAUAAAUAAAUCUAGUACUAGAUAAAUACAUGCAUGAAACUA